AUGAUCCGCCCGCAUGCUAAACUCGACGCCUCGGGUCGAGAAGUGGCAUGCAAGGUGGCCUGCAGCCGUGCCGAAUGGCUUCGAUCCCCAGACGAGAUAGAUCCACGCGAGACGAAAGACCGGAAUGGAGGCAAAGAGAUAGAUGGGCAUCUGUGCCCUUCAAGGGACCCAACGGCCUCGAGCAAGCGCCUCGUGAACGAAGCGAAGGGGCAGUUCGGUCCUCUGGGCGGCUCUCCGUUCGGCUUUCUGGGCGGCCCUCAGUUUAGCCCUCAGGAGCCACUGUAUGGCCCUUACGGUUCGCUCGACAGACCCUAUCCUCAAGCCGAUCUUCAAUGUCCCCCUGGAUUCAAGUGCGUUCCGGCGGCCGAUUGCAAAUAUCAGUGUCCCCCGGGAUACGAGGAGAUCGCUGAGGGGUGCUACCACAUCCCGAGGGUCUCGAAGCAGCGCAGCGAUGCCGCGGCGUACUGCGCCGAGAGGAAAGCGGAUCUGGUGACCGUCGAGAGUCGGCGAGAAUACGACGCGAUCGUCACCAGGAUCGGCAAAGACCCUGGCAAGUACUUCACGAGCUCGAGGCGGCAGGCAAAUGGGAAAUUUCAGUGGGAAACGACGUCUGCGGACAUGGAUACAUUUAACACUGGUACUGUGGUCGACCUGACGACGGGCGACUGUGUCGUUUUAACUCCUGGGGGGUUCCAGGCGGUCGAUUGUAAUGAAUCAAAUUUCUUCAUUUGCGAAAUCGCUACGCAGGGAAAGCACAAGUGCAUGCAAUCCACGAUGGGACCCGAAUACAGGAGAGUCUGCUGCAGCGACACGAACGUUGAAUCGAAACCGAGUGCCAGCAACUACAUCUAUGGAGGACCAAAUGUGAACACCUUCAAUACGCAAAGUCAAGACAUGUGUUUGAUCAACGCCCGGGGCGACACUUGCGACAGGGUGUCGAAAGAAGAUUGGCGUCGGGCAGGUUCGAGCUUCUUCAAGCUCUUCAGCGCUCCCGACCGCGAAGUAGACCACAAGGUUUCGUGGCAGGAUGCGAGUUCGGAAUGCCGCGAGCAUUAUGAUUCCAAAUUGGCCACAUUGACGAGUCGCGUGGAAGAUGAAUUCGUUACCACAUGGGCGAAGAUGGUCAUCGAUUCCGAUUCGUGCAUUUGGAUUGGCGCCUACUAUUCUGAAGCUGAGAGGAGAUUCGUUUUUGUUGACGGGACUCCUGUCGAAAAUGCCAACUGGGGCAGGAACGAGAUGAAGUCGUCGGGGUUUGUGGCCCUGGUCAGGGAAAACGGUCGAAUCGUGUGGAAAGUUUUGGACAGGAAUGAGGAGUGCGAGUUUUUUUUCUGCGAGAUCAAAAUCCGCAUGAGAUCGGGGCCGGAUCCGAGGAAGAAGGCGAGAUGUGGAGCUCGAGCUGCAGGCGGAGCUCUUGCUCGAUCUCUCAUUGCCAAGAAAAAGAGGGACGUAUACGGAUAUUAUCCCCUGGGCAUGGCAUCUAGGAGUUCGCUGGGUUACGGCGUGAAUUACCCAGGAGCCUUCGGAGUUCAGCAGACCUUCGGUAGAGAUAUAUCCCCUCUUGGAGAUUAUAACUUUAGAGCACCACAGGCCGUUGGAUACCGAGGACCCGGAGGUGUGGGUCUUGGCUACCCCAGUUGGCCGGAUAAAGGACAGAGGGGUGGCAGCAUUGCGGGAACAAAUUCUGCCCAGUAUCUCGAAUGGCCGUGGCAGGUGGCGAUAUACAAGUUCAAGAAACAGUGGAGAGCAGAACCAGAUUUCAUCUGUUCCGGCGCGAUGAUCGACGAUAUGCACGUGAUCUGUGCAGCCCAUUGUGUCGCUGGAGGAAACCCAGCCGAGUUCCAAUGCGGCAUUGGAGAAUGGGAUCUCUCGUCUCUGACCUACGAGCUCUAUGAUCCCGCUCUCAUAGGCUCCUUCCAAGCGUUGAAUGUGCUGGGCGAGGCAAGAGUUCGAUUGCUUCCAGAUCGUGAUUGUGAUGGGGUCGGUUUCGUAACCGGUGCCAAUUAUCCAUUAGGACAGGGAUAUGGACCCUUUGGCCCUGGGAGAGGCCCGGCAGGCGGGAUCCUAUGUGCAGUAAGAGUUGAGAAUACCGGCACCUGCAUUACUGAUCCGGGAUCGAUCUUGGUAUGCAAAGCGAACACAGCCUUCACAAACUACAAUUACCAAGGAUACCCUACCUUUGGAAUAGGCCCACGUUUCAGGAGAAGCACUUUCAACGAAUCAAAUCCUGUGAACAACGCGACCUCCUGGCUCGACAUCCUCAAAGAGCUGGCCAGCAAAAAUUCGACGGGGAGGAGUAAAAGGGCUAAUGGUUACGGCUCCCCUCCUGUACCGCUUGGUGGUCCUCUCCCUGGAGGUUAUGCCCGUGAACCAUGGCAGCCUUAUCGGACGCCCUUUGGACAAUACAUUCAAGGGGCUGCCUACGGUGGAAUUACGAAAGCCAGUCAAGUUGACGACUUCAAACCCUAUGGUGAAUACAGUCCAUACCCAAACAGUCCCUACGUCAAGAAUAUAUUCAGCGGGAAUCAAUACCUGGAGAAUGCGUUCUAUCUAGUCGGGAUCAUUACCAGCAACUACCACAAUUCCUGCUCGAACAGGCCCAUCAUUUUUACUGAUAUCACCGCCUACUUGGAAUUCAUCCUUAACUACAGCAGGGGUGAUAACUAUUAGUCAGUCUUCCCUUUCUGUUGUGAUAUAUUUAUGGAAAUGUUUUACUCCAAAUUUUAUUAAAGAGAGUGAAAGGGCAUAUUGAGUCAUUUACACUUCUAAUGUACUUGCUCAC
This is a messenger RNA of Darwinula stevensoni, 2779 nucleotides long. NCBI's taxonomy places the organism in Eukaryota, Metazoa, Arthropoda, Ostracoda, Podocopida, Darwinulidae. The record is from the annotation of a GenBank genome assembly.